Balaenoptera musculus (blue whale) is the source of this 1134-nucleotide messenger RNA. RefSeq names its product aurora kinase A-interacting protein-like. The record is from RefSeq and is a predicted model, not a curated record. Gene Ontology annotation, cellular component: mitochondrion. Gene Ontology annotation, biological process: mRNA processing. NCBI's taxonomy places the organism in Eukaryota, Metazoa, Chordata, Mammalia, Artiodactyla, Balaenopteridae.
GUGCGGGCUCCAGGGACGGCGGAGGCGGCCACGGCUGGCUGGGGCUCGGGGCCUAAGACCCGAGCGUCGACACCCGCGCGGUGGGCACCUCGAGCUCUGCUGAGUGCCUGGGGCCGCCGCCAAGCACAGACCAUGUUCAUGGUGCGCCUGACUUCCCAGCUGCUCAGGGCUGUUCCCCGGGCAGGUUGCAGUGGGCCUUGGCCUGUCUGUGGGGUGCUGGGCAGGCAUGCCUGCAGGCCUCACCACAGCAUACAACCAAUAGGCCCAAGUGGGGUUGCCUCCCUCCCUGACAGGCGGGUCCACAUGGAGCUUGAGGAGAUGCUGCUCCCCAGGAAGAUGUCUAUCAGCCCCAUGGAGAGCUGGCUAACUGUUCGCUACCUCCUGCCCAGACUGGACUCUGGGGCCCCAGGGACUGUGUCUCCAGCCCAAGUCUAUGAGUGUCCGCAGGGGGAAGGGGUCAAGCAGGGGGGUAAGGAGAUCUGGGAUGCACCCCAGAUACAGUGCAAAAACGUGCUCAAGAUCCGCCGGCGGAAGAUGAAUCAUCACAAGUACCGCAAGCUGGUCAAGAGGACCCGGUUCCUGCGGCGGAAAGUCAGGGAGGGACGCCUGAAACGGAAGCAGAUGAGGUUCGAGACAGACCUGAGGCGCAUCUGGCAGAAGGCGGGCCUGAAGGAAGCCCCCGCAGGCUGGCAGACCCCCAAGAUCUACCUGAAGGGCAAAUCAGUCUUGUGUAUCUCUCCCCCAGCCCUGUUACUGCUGAUGACCCAUUGUAAUAAAUAUUCAGAGAACUUAGCCAAAAAAAAAAAACAAAAAAGGACAUAUAAAAUAGUAUGGAUUGAUACAAUCAGGAGGAGGAACCAAGAUGCCAGAGCCUUGAAUAACACCAUGGGACCCAUGCGAAGUGCCACUAGUGAUGCUGGCAGUGCUCCCAAGAAGCAGAGAAAAGUCAUGACAUUACAAGAAGACGCUGAAUUGCUUGAUACGUACCAGAGAUUGCGGUCUGCAGCUGUGAUUUCCCACCAUUUCAAGAUAAAUGAAUCCAGGGUAAGGACCAUUGUAAAAAAUGGAAAGGAAAUUCAUGAAGCCAUAGCUGCCGCUAUGCCGGCAGGUGCAAAAACCUUGCGCUUUUUGUGA